UCCUUCUCCUGUGAGGACCCCUGUGCACAUGCUUCCUUGGAUCUGCUUUCAUGUCACCAGUCUAAUCCUCUGGACCCCCUGUUCAGCUUUAACAGGGGAAGGUGAAGAAUGAAAGAUCUAGAGCAGCUGAAGUUUCCAAUCCUCUCAGGACUGCUGAAAGAGGAUGCAGAUGUUGAGGUACUCUGGAUUUUUAGAAACCUGGCAACAUCCUCUCCUUGAAAGAGCUCUUGAUCUGCUGUAGCAGUCUGAUCUCCUUUCUGGCUUCGCUCCCCUCUCCCUCCUUCACUUCUUCAACAGCAUAAAAAUUGAUGACACUAGCUGGAUGGUCAAGGUAUAUCCCAAUGGUGAAGCACUGGGGGAUAUCCCUGAUUUCUGUGUUUAUGCCAUUGAACCACACCUGGUAUUGGGAUCCACCCCACCCAAGACCCCAGGAGUGUUCAUUCUCUCCCAGCCCGCAUUGUCCGUCGCUUCCCCUCCUCCCUGCCCCUUCAUAGGCGACUCCGGCGACCACCCAUCCUGAAUAUUUCACCUCCCAGUAAGCUCGGAAGCCCAAGAUGCCUUCUUUGCAAAGAACCUUUAGGGGAAAAGAACAUAGUGAAAUAAGUUGAGUGAAGAAAAAAAAUAAUAUAUUUUACAUCUGGAUUUAUGACCUACAAACUCAAUAAAACCUACCUGGGGUAUAUGCUCAUAUCUCUCUGGUCUGUCCAGGACGGGACAAGUGACAUCAUCAGUCAUGCGUGACACCUUGGAUCCAUCCUCUGUGAUCCAUAGCAUCUUAUUGGCUGUCUUGUCAUCCAGGGAAAGGUUGAUCCAGUCUGUGGGAUGUGGAAAAUAUGCAGCCAUGACGGAUGAAAGCGAAGAAACUACAUCUCAUGAGAGGCCGAGACAGGCUCACUGCAGCAGCUUAAACGGCCGGUAUCAAGAUGCCCGCCACCAACAGAAUCAUUUUGGACACCCGGAUGUCAGAUAAAGAGAAGAUCCCAGCCUACGAGUCAAAUAUCCCCGAACCAAAAUGCAGAGCUGAUCUCAUCAAACACUGGUUCAACCUUUCCCUGGAUGACAAGACAGCCAAUAAGAUGCUGUGGAUCGGAGAAGAUGGUGCCAAGGUGGCCCGUAUGACUGAUGAUGUCACUUGUCCCGUCUUGGAAAGACCCGAGAGAUAUGAGUAUUCUCCCCAGGUUCUUUGCAGAGAAGGCAUUCUGGGCUUCAGAGGCUACUGGGAGGUAGAGUUCUCAGGGUGGGUUGUGGUCGGCGUUGCGUACGAACGAGCAGGAAGGAGAAACAGCGAUGGAGCCUGCGGCUUGGGAGAGAACAAAGAGUCCUGGGCUAUUGGCUGGUCUGGUUCCCACUAUCAUGCCUGGCACAAAGGCCGCCUUUUACAGAUCAUGGAGAUUCCUAAGUACUCCACAAUUGGCGUAUACCUUGACCAGCCUGCUGGCAUCCUAAAUUUCUAUGGUGUAGAGGAGGGAAAGGAGGAAGAGGAGAGCACAGGAGUCAAGGAGGUUCAUAUUUUGCAGCAGAUUAGGAGCUCCUUUGAGCAGAAAAUGAUACCAGGUUUCUGGGUGGGGCCACAGUCACACUGUUUGGUCAUAAAGAAGGAGGAAUAAAGGACUGAAUCCGCAUUAUAAUAUUGCAUCAAAAAACAUAAAAGUCAGUGAUUAUUAGCUGGACUCUGGCUGAGAGAGAGGAGUGAAACUAUCUCAACCUUUUGUAAUAUAGCUAGAAUUAUGGCAGCUUUCAACAUAAAAAUUAUACCAGCAUGGUCCUGUUAAUAUUUGUCUUCCAUAAGCUUGCAUAAAUCCAACGCACAUCGUAAAUAAAAACAUUAGCACACAUGAUAUAUAUUGCUUAUACACCAUAUCUCUGAGGCAGUUAUACAGUUUGUAUCUUUUGUUAAAGGCCGUCAGGUAGCUCUUAUGGACUUUCCUGAA
This is a messenger RNA of Perca flavescens (yellow perch), 1931 nucleotides long. Its product is annotated as stonustoxin subunit beta. Lineage: Eukaryota; Metazoa; Chordata; Actinopteri; Perciformes; Percidae. The transcript is spliced from 8 exons. The coding region runs from base 924 to 1607 and encodes 227 amino acids. Gene Ontology annotation, molecular function: protein binding. The record is from RefSeq and is a predicted model, not a curated record.